CAACCAUUGUGAGAUUUAGAUGUUAAUUCAACUGAUUCAUUGACAAUACCCACAGGAAAGCGACUAUCUCUUAAAAGAUAACAAGCUAAAAAAAUAUCAUGGCUGCUUCAGUGUUGGGACAACAGUUGAGGACGCUCGUCACCAGAUUUCCCAUAACGCGUGGUAUGAUAUCAUAUAGCUUGAUCUGGCCAACAGGAAGCCUCAUACAGCAGACCUUUGAGGGGAAGAAUUGGGGCAACUACGACUGGUGGCGAGUCUUACGCUUCAGCAUGUACGGCGGACUGUUUGUUGCGCCUACGCUUUACGGCUGGGUUAAGAUAUCGAGCGCUAUGUGGCCACAGACAUCGUUGCGCCAUGGCGUCAUUAAGGCAGCCGUGGAGAGCAUAUCGUAUACACCGGGAGCAAUGACAUGUUUCUAUUUUAUAAUGAGUCUGCUUGAGUCCAAGACAAUACAGGAAGCAGUCGCUGAAGUCGGCAAAAAGUUCAUUCCCACAUACAAGGUUGCUCUAUCGGUGUGGCCACUUGUCGCCACCAUCAACUUCACCCUGAUUCCGGAACGCAACCGUGUGCCUUUUAUUAGUGUCUGCAGUCUUUGCUGGACGUGUUUUCUGGCGUAUAUGAAACACUUGGAGCACCAUGAGGUCGAUCAGGUUAUAUAGUUAAGCACUUUUACUGUUGUUUUGUUAUUGCCGUGUAUUGUUAUUAGUACUAUUUUUAAUAAACUUGUUGCUUUGGUACAGCGUU
Drosophila innubila is the source of this 744-nucleotide messenger RNA. Its product is annotated as protein sym1. Gene Ontology annotation, cellular component: membrane; cytoplasm. The record is from RefSeq and is a predicted model, not a curated record. NCBI's taxonomy places the organism in Eukaryota, Metazoa, Arthropoda, Insecta, Diptera, Drosophilidae. The transcript is spliced from 5 exons. The coding region runs from base 99 to 659 and encodes 186 amino acids.